Messenger RNA from Symbiodinium sp. CCMP2592, 348 nucleotides. The record is from the annotation of a GenBank genome assembly. Lineage: Eukaryota; Dinophyceae; Suessiales; Symbiodiniaceae.
AUGAACAUGGAGAUUCUGCGGAAUUUUCAAGCUAAGCUGCCUUCCCAAGCUCAACGGGACAAAGGGGCGCGGUCGUUCGGACAUGGGCAGUUGACCCUCAUCCCUAAAGCCCUUGAUGAAAAGCCUCCAGAAGUAGCAGGGUCAGCCCUCUGCUCGCGAACUGGUCGCAGAGCUGACGAGCAUCGCUCGUCGGUGGAAGCGUUGCGAUGCGGUGGUUCUGAUGAAGUUCUUGGACGCUAUGAUGGGAAGGUUCAGGCACUGCCUGGCGGUCCUAGCGGCGGCUCAACGCAGGAUUGGGCGCCAAACCCUGAGCAGAACCAUCUCAAGCUUGCGAUGCGAUGGCGAUGA